UUGUUGGCAUAGUUGAGAGUAGGGGUUCUUUCUUAUGUGUUAUCCUGAACCUGUUUGCACCUAAUUACUUAAAAACCCGAAGACCAUAACCUUCGCUCUGUAAUCAUUCUAUUUUACCCAACAACAAAAAAAACACUACUAAGACCCAAACGCACCACCUCCCUCCAUCUUCUUCAGCUUUGAUCUUAGUGUGAAGGAUCCUAAAGUAACUCAUCGAGUAAAACGGUAAAGGAUGGCAUGCUACGAUGAUGAUGAUGAUGAAACGUGGGAAAUAAUAAAGUAUGUGGAAGACAAGUUAAAGAGAAAUGAGAUCAAGGUUGUUGAUAAUCAUCUUCGACCAAUUACAAAGUCAGAGACUAGUCAAGAAAUCUCGAUUAAAAUCAACCAAUUACCAGAAACGGAAUAUGAAAAUCUUGUCAUUACUUAUAAACCUGAUGAGCAAUGGUUGUCAGACUUUUAUAGCGAAACCGAGGGCGACGAAGAAAGUAAUUUCUCUGUUCGAUAUCAAUCAGCAGUGUGGUCCAUUGACAGUAAAUUGAGAAAUAGUAUGACGAAAAAGUUCAUCGAAUCGUUGAGCAUGGACAAGACAGGAAAGAUUUUACUCGAAAAAAUCAAUAAUGAUAUCCAGAACUUGAAAGAGCACCCAUAUCGUACAGAUCAGGAAUUGCCCAGGAUGUUUUUCUUGGAUGGAUGUGCAAUUUUACAAUUCAUACAUAGCUAUCUUCAUAAGGAAUUAGAAGAGUUUGACAUUGGUAUUGUCAAAAGAAGAGUUAUCCGGGACAACUUGUUUGAAAGUGACAGUCAAAUCCCCUUCCGAGUCCUUGAAAUUUUGGUGAGCUUGACCAAUGACCCGGACCAACUGAAAAUAGAUAUUGUCAAUUUCAUUUACAUCAACAAUAUCACGAGCACGAAGGUUUCGCCAGUUAUAUGCCCCAGUAGCAGUCUCAAACAAUGGGAGGACAUUGUUCAAAUCAAAACCGGAACUGUUAACCUCUGUUACCUUCUGUACUUGUUAAUCACAUCUGGUGAUGGCAAUAUUAUCUCUAGCGACAAAAAUAGCAAAAAUGAAGAAAAUAGUAAUGGAAAUGUUUCAUGUUUCCCUAGUUUCCGCGGGCAAAGACCAAAACCAAAGGACACCAGGUAUGAUAUUAUUGAUAACAAUGGAUUUUUUCGCAAUGUCCAGGAGCUUAAAUCAGCAGGGAUAGAGUUUAAGCCCAAUAGUUUUGGCUUGGGAAACAUAUCUUUCAGUGGUAAAUGUUUUAACCUCACAGGGCAUCUUAUACUUCCUCCAUUAACGGUGGAUGAAAGGACACGGGGUAAGCUAAAUAAGCUUCUAUACUACGAGAAGAUUUUUAAGGAUGAACAUCAUGUGGUUACUUCUUAUGUAAAAUUUAUGGAUAUUCUCAUUGAUAGUGAACAAGAUGUUAAGGAGUUAAGAGCAUCGCGAAUACUUCAAAACCGUCUCAGUAGCGAUAAAGAUGUGGCUAAUUUGUUUAAUGAAUUGGGUUCUGGACUCAAUGAGCCACCAGAAGACUAUUAUUCGGAUGUCAAGAUUAAGAUACAAACUCAUUGCGAGAGAAGGUGUGCCAUUUGGCUGAGCCAAGUCUAUCAGCAAUAUUUUAGUAACCCAUGGGCUAUCAUAGGUCUCACAGCAGCUGUAAUGGUGCUUUUUUUAACUUCCGUUCAAACUUGGUACGCUGUCAAUCCCAAAAAGUGAAAGCUAGCUACCUACCAUGGUCAACAGUUUGUUCUACUUUAUCUAUUGCUAUGGGGUUGUUUGGCUUUUGUGUGCACUACAAAUAUUCUAUGAUGGGGAAGAUCGAGUUGUUUGCGAAAUUACGUUGCUUUGCUUGUGUUGUGAUUUCAUUGUGUUUGUCUAUUGUAAUGUUGCUUUUUGUAUUAGUUUGAUUCACUGGUGUGAAUGUUAUGUUAAGACAUCUAUUAUUGUGUGAAUGUGAUGUAUCACUAUAAGAUAAUAAAUUGGAUAUUUUGAUCCUUGACA
Humulus lupulus (European hop) is the source of this 2002-nucleotide messenger RNA. RefSeq lists its product as uncharacterized. Bases 233 to 1717 code for a protein of 494 amino acids. The transcript is spliced from 2 exons. The record is from RefSeq and is a predicted model, not a curated record. Lineage: Eukaryota; Viridiplantae; Streptophyta; Magnoliopsida; Rosales; Cannabaceae.